CACAUUGAAACGCUCGCUUCAUCCAUCUCAACCUCGUUGACCCAACAUCAUCUUGGGUCUCGAUGCACUCGGUGAACCAGACGUUGUCACCGCGCUCGCGUCUCGUCCUUGGAGGCGGAUGGGGCCAGCGGCCUCGAAGUAUGUCGGCCGAGCUGCACGAGACCAACACCACUUUCGGCGAUGUACCCAAGUAUAAGCUCGAGAUCUCCGAGUCGCAGAUCCUGGAUCGUGACUUUACGAGACACCGCGAGCGCAAGACCAAGAUCAUCUGCGCCAUCGGGCCCAGCUGCUGGUCCGUGGACAUGCUCGGCAAACUCCUCGACGCAGGCAUGAACGUAGCGCGCUUCAAUUUUUCCCACGGUGACCACACUGUCCACGGCACCGCGCUGGCCAACCUCCGUGCCGCGGUUGCGCAGCGGGAGCACUGCCACUGCGCGGUGCUGCUGGACACCAAGGGCCCAGAGAUUCGCACGGGAGCGCUCAAGCACCACACACCAAUCCACUUGAUAGCUGGACAGACGCUGACGAUCACAACAGACGGCGAUUUUGAAGGCGACACAAGUCGCAUCGGAUGCAACUACCCGCACUUGGCCACGUCCGUCGCGCCUGGGUCGCGAAUUCUGUGCGACGACGGCACGCUGCAACUGGAUGUAACAGCGUGUCGUAGCAACGAGGUCGAUGUCAAGGUGCUCAACUCGCACGUUCUAGAAGAACGCAAGAGCAUGAGUCUCCCUGGGGCCAAGAUUCGCAUUCCUGGCAUCACGGACAAGGACAAGCACGACUUGGUGCAUUUUGCCCUUCCGUACGCCGUGGACAUUGUGUCGGGGUCGUUUGUACGAUCUGCGGCCAACGUCCGAGCGAUUCGGGCGUGUCUGGGCGACGCAGGCAAACACAUUCGCAUCCAUGCCAAGAUUGAAAGCCUCGAAGCGCUGGAAAACCUGGAUGAGAUCCUCGCCGAAGCCGACGGCAUCCACGUGAGCCGCGGUGAUCUGGGCAUGGAACUGCAGCCAGAACAAGUGUUUUUAGCUCAAAAGCUUAUCAUUCGCAAAGCCAACAUCGCCGGCAAGCCCGUCGUUACGUCCACGCAGAUGCUGCAGUCGAUGACCAAGUGUCCGACGCCAACGUCCGCCGAGUGCUCGGACGUGGCCAACGCGGUGCUCGACGGCACGGACGCGGUCAUGUUGUCGGCAGAAACGGCAAAGGGCGAGUUCCCCGUCCAAGCGGUGGCGACCAUGUCACGUAUUUGCAUCGAGGCCGAAGGUUCGAUGUGACAGCAUCGUCGAGAAGACUUAGAUUGCCCAUCAUCAAUGGGGUUAUAUAGGGUCGCUCAACUACUCGAGACUGUACGCCAAGACGCGCGAUGCGACGCCGCGACCUGUGAGUGUCUGCGAAGCCGCGUCGUCGUCGGGAGUGGAAAUGGCGCUGGAUGUGCAAGCCAAGCUGAUAGUGUCGCUGACCGACUCGGGAUCUUCCACGUUGAAGAUCGCCAAGUACCGCCCGGAAGCGUUCGUGGUGGCUGUGACGGCGUCGGCGCAUGUCGCGAGGCAGUUGGCCGGCCUCUCGAGGGGCAUCUCGGUGCUUCGCGCGAUGACUGGCGGCACGGACGACUUGAUCUUGAAAGCGAUCGAGUUUGCCAAAUCCAAGGGCUGGAUCGACGACGGGGACAUGGUCGUGGUGCUCCAUGGGCUGACAGAAGAUGCACGGACGAGUGUGGUCAAGAUCAUCCAAGCACAUGCCCACGGCUAUGCGUUGCCGUUGCACCAGCCAAACGCAGUCUCUCGGUUGCAGUAAGGUCUGUCUGUUCAUCGCAUCAGAAGUGUCUGACCUAUCAAAUAGGACGUUCGUUGUAUAGUGGGACGUCGUCGAGAUUGUGGCGGAGGACAAAGUGAAGUGUGUUGCCAACGUUGUUGACACCACUAUAUACUUUGAGGGGAACAUCGGCCCGUAGGACUACUAGAGUCAAUUGCACAAUUUACUACUGUUAUUAGUAGUACUAUGUGGCAUCAUUACACUGGAGUGUGCUUCAAGCACCAGGAAAGUACUACUACGAUUACUACUAUUAAUAGUACUACAUAUUAUCAAUAAUGUCACGA
Messenger RNA from Aphanomyces astaci, 2093 nucleotides. RefSeq names its product pyruvate kinase, variant 6. Gene Ontology annotation, biological process: glycolytic process. The record is from RefSeq and is a predicted model, not a curated record. Gene Ontology annotation, molecular function: magnesium ion binding; potassium ion binding; pyruvate kinase activity. Gene Ontology annotation, cellular component: cytoplasm. The coding region runs from base 63 to 1271 and encodes 402 amino acids. The transcript has 7 exons. Lineage: Eukaryota; Oomycota; Saprolegniomycetes; Saprolegniales; Verrucalvaceae.